Messenger RNA from Panthera uncia (snow leopard), 17062 nucleotides. RefSeq names its product karyopherin subunit alpha 1 (gene KPNA1). Lineage: Eukaryota; Metazoa; Chordata; Mammalia; Carnivora; Felidae. Gene Ontology annotation, biological process: postsynapse to nucleus signaling pathway; NLS-bearing protein import into nucleus. The transcript has 14 exons. The record is from RefSeq and is a predicted model, not a curated record. Gene Ontology annotation, molecular function: nuclear import signal receptor activity; protein binding. Gene Ontology annotation, cellular component: cytoplasm; nucleoplasm; nucleus. Bases 13073 to 14689 code for a protein of 538 amino acids.
UUUUGUAAGCCAUCCUGUUCAUCCUGUUGCUCUUCACACUUUGGCUAUUGGGAGUGGGGUGGGAGUUCAGAGCUGUGUCCAACUUUUGUAAUUUUCCUUAGCCUCAGCCAUGUUAUAAACUAUAUCAGAUAGUUUGGAAUUUCUCUCAGUUGUUUCCUGGACUAUUUCUUUGUUGCUCUCAAUUUAGUUUCUACCUUUUCCCUUUCAUUUGAGAUUAGGGAUUAUAGCUUACUCUUCUUAUCACCAGUGUUUUAACACAAUGUUUGCUAAAUUAGCAAUUGUCUUGAUUUAUGAUGUUUGUGUUUUGAAGUCUGUCAGAUUGUUUUUAGAAAUAUGUAUGAAUACUUUGCAUAAAAUCAAUUAAGAUUUUGGGCCAUGCAAAUAAAGGUGACUGACCUAGUGAUGAAGGUAAUUCCCUAUUACUCAAAGUCUUUGUUUUAAGAUCACUGUACUCUGCAGGUAUUAUGAAUUCAGCCAUAAUAAUGGAAGAAAACAUUGGAAAUGGUAAACAAUUCAAUUAGCUGAUUGGGGCUGAUUUCACUCCGUUCUUGCUGCAGUAAGCAGGAGGUGGCCCCAGGCCAACGGGGGGCCAGAUAGGGCCUGCAUUAGAAAAUUUUGAGGCCCUGCAGUGAAAGAGCAGGGAUGAAGACUGAUGGAACGUGCAGUUCUGUUUUUUUGUUUUUUGUUUUUUUUUUUUUUAAAGAUGUUACAACCCCACCAAAUACAGAUCUAAGUGAUAAAAUGUUUCUGACCUAGUAUAGUAGAUUAAUUGGGGCAGUUCUUGAAAGCAGGCAAUAAUCCAGAAUGUGGAUAAUGGGGAUAAUCUUCUUCACAUAACAAGAAUAAUGCUGCCCUUCAUAUACAAAGAUAAGUCUGCUUACUCAUCGUGAUUGAUUUUCCAGCAUGAGGAGGGAUAUUUGCUGAGUUGUCCAUGAGUCUCUGUAUUCUGACCAACAAGGCAGCUUGGGGUCAGAAUGGGGGCUUGUAGCUAGGAAACAAAGACAAACAGGAGGGACUAACAUCUAUUGAUGGAUCAAGUACUACAUUAAUUGUUUUCACUUAAUUAUCCUUGCAAAACCACUUUGAAGAGGUGGUAACAUGUAUAGGGUGGUUAGGUAACUUGUCCUACUUCAUGGAGUACAUGAUGGAGCUGGAAUUCAAACAGGGCUAUUUGUACUAUGUUCACACCAACCAUUGAAACUUGGUUUUUUCUUGGUUUGCAGUUCAGUCUUCCAAGCAGAAUAAACUAGAUUUAGUUGGUUUAGCAUCAUGAAAUGAUACUGUGAAGAUCUACUUCACUAAAGGCUGAAGGAAGACUGUUCAAGUUCCUUCCUUUAUUGCCAUUAAAAAAUACAAUUUUUUAACUAGAAUAAUAUGUGAAAAACAACUGUCCCCUGUCCUAGCCUCUGUACUAUUAGAGGCUAUCUUUUUUUUUUUUUAAGCUGUUUACUCUCAUUUAUUAAUAAGUUGUUUCUAUUGCUUUUUCAUGAUAUAGCAAUUUCAGGCAUUACCUAUGGACUUUCUUACACACACACACACACACACACACACACACACACAGCCUCUCCCUCCCAGUCUCUCAGUAUAAUUAUCAUAGUCCUUUAUUAAGUCAAUAUUCAGAGUGUUUACAAUAACUAUGUAAAUAUUCACAACCGAACCAUGUACUAUUAUGAUGUCAUUUCUUCUGUUAACCUAUUUGUGUUUUUCCAGGAGUUAAUACUUUUUUUUCUCUCUUUAUUUCCUGAAAUAGUUGUCUUAGAACUCUGUCUCUUUAAUGCAAUCUGGACUGGUUACUUUCUAGGCCUACUUGCCACCUGUUAUCCUGGAACUUAUCUUUACAUCACUCUUAAAAUUCUCUUUGCCUCUCUCCUGUUUUGGGUCUCGUGUUUCUCCUAUUUUUUUUAGCCUCCUGAGAAAGAGUACCUGGGAAGUAAAAACUUUCUGAGAUUGUGCAUAAUUGAAAUAGAUCUCUAGUCUAUCUUAACAUUUCAUCAGUAAUUUGGCUGGGUAUAAAAUUGUAGGCUUAAAAAAUUUGAAAGUCAUAGCUUGUUGUUUUCUUGUGUUCCAUUGCUGCUGUUGAAGUCCAAAACCAUUCUGAAUCUUCUUUGUUUGUAUGUGAUCUUCCCAUGAACAAACUGAGCCACCCAGGCACCCCAGAAUAUUAUUUUUAACCCCUGAAAUUCCAUGAUAAUAUGCCUAAAUAAGUUGUUUUGUUUUAAUUUUUUUUUAACGAUUAUUUAUUUUUGAGACAGAGAGAGACAGAGCAUGAACGGGGGAGGGGCAGAGAGAGAGGGAGACACAGAAUCAGAAGCAGGCUCCAGGCUCUGAGCCAUCAGCCCAGAGCCUGAUGCGGGGUGAGAUCGUGACCUGAGCCACCCAGGCACCCCAUUGUUUUUUUAAUUUAAGGGCACUUCAUGAAAGCUUAUAAGCAAGAAUGCUUCAUGUCAUUUAGUUCUGGAAAAUUUUUUAAAAUUAUUUUCUGGACUUUAGGUAAAAAUAGUUUUCAAGUUAAUUAUGCUUCCCAGUUCUUGACACACUAUCAGCAAACCAUACAAGAUCCUUUAAGUUUUUCUUUGAUUUCUGAGCCCUACUUCCCCAUUACCGUUUUCAGUAGGCAUUCACUGCAUUGUGAUUGAUAUAUUCCUUGAUUAUAUAUGAAUCAUUGAAUAAUUGUGAAAUAUGUAGUGGUGUGUGUGUACGUAUUUAGUUUAUUAUGUUAUAGACCUUGUCCUGUUUCUUACUUUUUUAAAUUCAGCAUUGUUUUUAGAGACUUUUCUGUUUUGUUGUCUGUACAUAUAAUUGUGUGUGAUGUUAUUCCAUAAUACACAUCUGGCACAUUUUAUUUUUCUUUCCCACCUGAGUUGCCUUUCUGGCAUCACAAAUACACCAUGGUAAAUAUACUCUUGUACAUUAUUGUGGACCUGUGUGAGAAGUUCUCUGGGAUAUACACACAAGAGUGGGAUUCCUGGGUUAUAGAAUAGGAGAGCUAGUUUAUGUGCCUAGUAGAAGUAUAGGAGGGUUCUUGUUUGCCCACAUCUUUGUCAGUAUUGCUUUUAUUCAACUUUGUAAUAUUUGCCAGCAAUGGAUAUAAAAUGGCAUCUCACUAUUUCAGUUUACAUUCUCUGAUUACUAAUGAGUUUGAGCAUCUUUUGGAUCCGUUCAAGUUUUCCCUUUUGAAAAUUGUCUAUUUUGUCCUUUGUUUCUCUUUCCUUUGGGUUACUGUCUUUUUGGUUUGCAGAGGUUCCUUGUGGAGGUUAGAUUUGAAUGGUCUGUUCCUUUUAGGCUUGGAAAAUACCUUCUCUAAGCCUGUCAUCUUUCUUUAAUUUUGCCUAUAGUGUCUCUCAUUGAAUGGGUAUUCUAAAUUUGAUGCCUUGUUUCUUUGAUAAUCUCUUCCUCAUCAAUUUUUUUUGUUCUCUCUUGGAAUUUGUAUUUGGGUAUUGGAACUCUUAGGCUGUUCUUUUAAUUUUCUUUUCCUUCUUAUUUUCCGUUACUUAGUCUUUUUGUUCUGCUUCCUAAGAAAUUUCCUCAGUAUUAUCUUCCAACCUUUCUAUUGAGUUUUUAAUUUCUAUCCACAUUUUAAGUUUCUUAGAGCUCAUUCUUCCAGUAUCUUAAAUUUUUUUUUAAUGUUUAUUUAAUUUUGAGAGUGAGAGCACAAGCAGGGUAGAGGCAGAGAGAGAGAGGGACAGAGGACCCAAAGGGUCUCCAUACUGAUAGCAGAGAGCCUGAUGCAGGGCUCAAUCUCACAAACUGUGAGAUCAUGACCUGAGCCGAAGUUGGAUGCUUAACCGGUUGAGCCACCCAGGUGCUCCUGCUAUAGUAUCUUUAUAUUGAUUCACAGACACUAUAAUCCUUCUGAAGAUAAUAGUUUUUAAGUUUCCUCCCUCCCACUCCCAUUUGCUGUUUCUUUAAGUUCCUUUUUUUGUUUCUAUUGUUGUCUUUUCUGUAUAGAGGCUUUCCCCAGCCUUCAUCUUACAGGGUUUGCCCAUUCAUAUUUAAGAGUGAAGUGUCAAAAAUGGAAUUGAAAACUCUGUAGGUGUGGCAUGUUGAAGGUGGCCAUUUAUGGGAGGAGGGGACACUCGUAGGUCCUUUCUCGUGGUCUCAUCAGUUUCCCGGAUCCAGAAAGAGAACUUCCAGCCUCUUGCCUGGAGGAUAUAUAUACCUGGCUGCUAUGUUUUGAGAAUUCAUCUUAAAAAGUAGCUGGAGUUCUCACUGUUCAUUGUGUUCAUGUAAUCCUGUUUUCUGUAUGGCACCUGUACUUAGAGUCUCUUUAGUUUGGUUUCUGCAGAGCAAUCCUCUCAAGAACUGUAGGGUUGGGGAAGGGAUGGUUGCUGGCUCUAAACAGUGGGGGAGGAAAUCUGGUUGUGAUGACUGUAGAUUUUCAGCUAAUCUUCUAGGUUUUAGUCCCAUUCCUGUCUACCUUCAAAGAUGCCUGUGAAGCCUCCUGCUUGCGGGCAGUGUGAAUCAGCUUUUUUGGAGGUGUUUAGGCUUUAGAGUUCUCCACUUUGCUAAUAAAAUAUCAUUUGACUAUUUGUUUUACAGCUUCUAACAAGGUUUUGACAUCUCAUCUGUGAUUCUGUCAUUCCCGUGGUUCAUUCCUUUAAAAAAAUGUUAAUAAUUUUAGCAUCGAUUAAUCUACCAGAUUUACCAUUUUAUUUCUUUAUAUAAACUCUUUUUUUCUAUUUGAGUAUAGUUGACACACAAUAUUAUAUUAUUUCCUAAACUCUUUAUUUUCUGAUCUGUUCAUUCUUUCCACAACAUUUGAGGGACUGCUGUAUGCUCAGUGCUAUGCUUAGUAUACAUUUAAAAUUUUUUUAAUUUAAAAUUAAAUUUUAUUUACUUAUUUAUUUAUUUAAUGUUUAUUUAUUUUUGAGACAGAGAGAGACAGAGCAUUAAUGGGGGAGGGUCAGAGAGAGAGGGAGACACAGAAUCUGAAGCAGGCUCCAGGCUCUGAGCUGUCAGCACACAGUCUGAUGUGGGGCUUGAACUUGGGAAUGGCACGAUCAUGACCUGAGCCAAAGUCGGAGGCUUAACCAACUGAGCCACCCAGGUGCCCCUAAAUUUUAUUUAUUAUUAUUAUUUUUAAUGUUUAUUUUUGAGAGAGAGUGUGAGUGGGGGAGGGGCAGAGAGGGAGACACAGAAUCCAAAGCAGGCUCCAGGCUCUGAGCUGUCAGCACAGAGCCUGACACAGGGCUCAGACUUGUGAACUGUGAGAUCUUGACCUGAGCCAAAGUUGGAUGCUUAACUGACUGAGCCACCUGGCACCUCUAAAAUUACAUUUUAAUUUUUUUUUUUUUUAGCAUUUAUUCAUUUUUGAGAGACAAAGAGUGAGUGAGGAAGGGGCAGAGAGUGCGAGUGAGACACAGAAUCUGAACGAAGCAGGCUCCAGGCUCUAAGCUGUUAGCACACAGUCUGGUGUGGGGCUCAAACUUACAGACUGCGAGAUCAUGACCUGAGCUGAAGUGGGAUGCUUGACUGACUGAGCCACCCAGGGGCCCCAAAAAUUGAUUUUUAAAAAAAUUUCUGAGGGGCUACUGGGUGGCUCGGUUGGUGGAGCCUGCAACCCAAUCUCGGGGUUGUGGGAUUGAGUCCCAUGUUCAGUGUAGAGAUUAUACUUAAAAAUAAAAUCUUAAAAAAAAUUAUAAUUUCUGAUCUUUAGUUGUUAAUAUGUUUUGGGAAGAAAGGUACAUCCUAUAUGUGCUGCUUCUUAAUUUGAAAUGUGAAAACCCUCAUAAGUGCACAUGUGAUAGAUAUAUUACAGAACUAAUAAAUUCAGUAAUGAAUAUGAAUUGGAUUAAGGCAAGUUUGUAAAGUUUUUUUUUAACAUGAAGGAACUCUACACCAAUUUUUGGGAAAGAUUUAUCUAAAAAAAUCCAGCUACAAAUAAAUAAGGGAAGAGGUAGUUUUUCUUAAAGAUCUAAAGUAUUCGAUCAGAACUUUGAUGAAAUAACAGAACAUUGAGAUGAUAAAAUUCUAGCCAAAAGUAAAGAAAUUUCAGUGUUUUAGGUAGGCUAGGAAGCUUCACUGUAGUAAGUACAUGCUUUCAGCUCUAGUUUUUGAAAGUUUUUUUAUUGUAUAAAUAGUACAGUUGCUUACUGUAGAAAAUUUGGAAGAUAUAGAAAAAUAUUAAUUUGCUCUUAAAGUAUUUGUAUUCCACUUUAAAAAUAUAGAAAAUAAGUUGGGUUUUUGUUUCUCAGCAUCCAGAUUUUUCAUACGUUAUUGGCCAGAUUUUUCCCAUGUUAGUAUUGCUUUUCUCAUUUUUCAGAAUAUUAUUAUCAUUUCCAUAACCAAGCCCUCAGUUUGGAAGUUUUAGGUUUACAAUUUUUCAUUGUAACAAUCACAAUGCAGUGAACAGUCUUACACAUACUGCUAAUUUUAUUUCAUUUGGGUGUAUUCCAAAAGUAGAAUUACUGAAUCCUAUGGUAUGGAUUUCUAAAAAUCCUUAGUAAAUAUUUUCCUUUAAAUGUUUGGAUAUUGAGAAUGUCUUUGGUGAACAUUGCAAGUUGGGAAUCUGUAGAUACUGGAAGGUGAAGUCAGAAUUCAGGGUCAAAAGUUAUAGUCAACUUCUCAGUGGAAGAAAAUUUGAAGCUGGGACAUGAGAGAAAAUAGAGAUUUCUAUUUAGAUUAAUGGGGUUAGAGCUAGAAGAUGGAACCAGAGAUGAGCACCUAUGAAUUAUGUCUACAGCAUUGACUUUUCACAGUAGUGGCUUAGGGCUGUGUUUUCCAGGCUUUGCCCCCCCCCGAACACUAGAAUGUUGUCACUAAAAUAAAGGAACUCUUUGAAUCACUUUACAGGGAAAAAAAUGAGUAGAAUAUUUUCAAUUUUAUUUUUCUUCUCUAAUUUUUAUUAAAAUAUUUUAAAGGGGCCUGCUACCACUUGAUUAGAAGUUGGUAAGAAAGGAGUAGUAUUUACAAAUGAACUGAAAGGUUUUUUAUACUUAAUUCAUUUAUGCUUAAAUUUAUAAAUCCAUAACUUAUUUUGUAAUCAUAUUUUGUGGUUUUGGGUUUUUUUUUUAUAUUAAAAGCAUGUCAUGUUUUCUAAUUAAAUUAUGCUUAGUUUAUAUAAUUAACUAUAUUAGUAAUUUAUGGUGUUUCACAAAGAAUAUUGUGAAUGUUAAAUAUUUAGAGCUUUUAGUGUGUUGGGAUUUACUGACUGGGUGGAUUGACUCAGAACAGUAAAUAUAUAUCAUCUUGAAUAUAAUAAAAUAUAAAAAGAUGUACAGUCAGUAUGUUGGGUAGGCAUUGGUAUAGGAUGAAAAGAAUAUUGAGUGAAUCAAGGUCAAGGGAUCUUGUAGGACAAAGAAGUUCAAAUUUGAUCUGAGAUAUGCCAGAGACUCACUCUGGGUCCUUAAGCAUUGAGGUAAUACAGCGGAAAAGGUGUUGAGAUUAAUCAGAGAGCUGUGUGAAGGAUGAAUUGAAGAACAGCGGAGUCCCAAGGUUAAGGAAGGGUGGGUUAGAGUUUUUUCAGUUAUGUGGAUAUUAGGAUGACAAGGACCUGGACCAGACUGGUGGCAGUGAGAAUGGACAGGGGUAGAUAAAAUCAAACACUUGGGAUAGAAUAGUAAGGAAAAUUUGAUAAUUAACUAAAUGGACAUGAAGGAAAAGGUGGAAGAUUUCAUUUUGGAAGAGUAGAGUGCAUUCUGUUUUACCACCAGUUUUGCAUCUGGUUUUUAAUUUUGUUGCUUUCUUGGCUUUAUUUCCUUAGAAACCAUGGAAAACUAGGCACGAUGGCUUUAAUUUUUAAGGCUUCUGGUUCCUGAGAGAGUAUUUUGAAAAAUUAUUGACAGUAACUUAGGUUUUUUAAAUUAAUUGUGUAGGUGAUAAUACACUAAAAAUAAUUGCUUAGGGUUAGCAAAAUUGUUCAUACUAUUACUUUGUUGUUCCUUUUAUAAUCCUGUAUAGAUUUUGUUUCAUUUCUUUGUUAUCAAAGUUCCUUUCAAUCCAAUGUAAGCUUACGUUUCAACUGUAUUUUGCAUUGUUUUCCAGUAAAGCUUUUGCUUCACUAUAAUGUUUUUCAGUUGCAGAUGCAUAUCAGAAUUUACUUGGAAAUCUUUAAAGGAAAAAACUAAACACCAGAGACCUAGUAUGUGCUUCAGACUUAUUAAUCAAAUUCUUUGGAAGUACAGCUGAGGUGCCUGUUUUUCAAAAAGCUCUCCCACAUGGCAGAUAUAAUCCCCUCUUUUCUCCAUAAAGAGGGCGAACCAACCAAUCUCAGUUAUCAGUAGGGAUGUAGAAAUAUUUAAGAUUUUUUAUUUUAAUAUAUACUUUUUUUUUUUGAGUAGUUUUAGGUUCAUAACAAAAUUGAAUGGAAAGUAGAGUUCCCAUGUAUCCCACUACCUUCCCCACCAUCAACAUUCGCAUUAGAGUGGUACAUUUGUUGUAAUGAAACUAACACUGAUACAUGAUUAUCCAAAGUCCAUAGUUUACAUUAAGUUUGCAUUCAUUCUUUGUGUUGUACAUUCUUUGGAGUUUUGACAAAUAUAUCGUUACUGGCAUCCACAUAAUCCAGUAAAGUAUCAUACAUAAUAGUUUCACUGCCCUAAAAAUCCUUUCUGCUCUGCUGUUCGUUCCUUCCACCCUGCAAACCUUUGGCAACCACUUAUCUUUUAACUGUUUACAUAGUUUUGCCUGUUGUAGAACGUCAUUUAAUUGGAAUCAUACCCAUGUGUUUUUUCAAAAUUCUCAAUGUGGCAGAUAUAUCUCUGUACCCCACAAAAAGGAGGAGAGGAAGAUAUUAUAUUAAAUAAUCUCAUUUAUGUAUAGUGGCAUAUAAAUUUUUCUUUUAUUUUUUUUUAAUGUUUGUUUAUUUUUGAGAGAGGGAGGGAGGGACAGAGCAGGGGAGGGGCAGAGGAAGAGGGAGACACAAAAUCUGAAGCAGACUUCAGACUCUGAGCUGUUGGCACAGAGUCCGACCUAGUGCUCUAACCCACGAACUGCAAGAUCAUGACCUGAGCUGAAGUCUGAUGCUUAACCAACUGAGCUACCCAGGCGUCCCAUAUGGGUUUUUUUUUGUUUGUUUGUUUCUUUAAUUGAAGUUGUAGUUGAUACAAUGUUACAUUACAUUCAAAUAUACAACAUAGUGAUUCCACAACUCUAUACCUAUGCAAUACUCACCACAAGUGUAGCUACUAUAUGUCACCAUACGACAUUGUUACAGUACUGUUAACUAUAUUCCCUAGUGUCUUCUUUCCCUUCCUUCCAUCCCUGUGACUUAUUCCAUAACGGGAAUUCUGUAUCUCCCACUCCCCUUCAUCUCUUUUACCCAUCCUCCCACUCCUCCAUCCCCUCUGGGAAACCAUGUUUGUAUUUAUGGGUUGGUUUUGCUUUUUGUUUUGUUUUUUAGAUUCUACAUAUAAGUGAAAUCAUAGGGUAUUUGUCUUUGAGUUAUUUCACUUAGCAUAAUCUCUAGGUCCGUCCAUCUUGUUGCAAGUGGCAAGAUAUCUCUCUCUCUCUCUCUCUCUCUCUCUUUUUUUUUGGUUGGCUGAGUAACAUUCCACUGUGUAUAUAUACACCACGUCUUUAUCCAUUGGUUUAUUGUCUAUCAGUGGACACUUACUUAGCUUCCUUUUAUACCUUGGCUGUUGUAAACAAUGUUGCAGUGAACGUAGGGUUGCACAUAUCUUUUGGAAUGAGUGUUUUCAUUUUCUUUGGGUAAAUACCCAGUUGUGGAAUUACUGGAUCAUUAAAUGUUUAUUAUUUUUGAGAGAGAGAGAGACAGUACAAGCGGGGGAGGGGCAGAGAGAGAGGGAGACAUAGAAUCUGAAGCAGGCUCCAGGCUCUGAACUGUUAGCACAGAGCCUGAUGUGAGACUCAAACCCACAGACCACAAGAUCAUGACCUGAGCCAAAGUCAGAUGCUCAACUGACUGAGCCACCCAGGCGCCCCAAAAUGGUGUGAAAAUUUUAAAGAAAAUAUUAACAUAGAGUUUAAAAGGGUGAUACACCAUGACCAAGUGUGUGUAUUCCAAGAAGCAAUCAUUCAAUAUUAAGAAAUCUAUUAAUAUCUCACCAUACUUAAUAGGUCGAGAUAGAUAAACUUGACCAUUUUAAUAACUGCCAAAAAAGUCAUAAAAAUUCAACACACAUUUCAAGUUUUAGAAACAAGUAAAAUAGAUAUGAAUGGGUGGUAGGUACUUAGAUGUCAUUUUUUAAGAUAUCUCAAAACCAUACUGCAACACAGCUGGAGCUAAUAGAUUGCUGGUAGGAAUGCAUGAUGGUAUAGCCACUUUGGAAAACAGUUUGACAAUCUUCUGAAGUUAAACAUACUCUUAUCAUAUGACCCAGCAGUGUCGUUCCUAGUUUUUUUACCAAGAAAAAUGUCAAGAAAAAUGACAAUAUUUGUUCACACAAAAACCAUAUGUGAAUAUUUAUAGUAGCUUAUUCAUAAUUACCAAAAACUGCGAACAACCCAAAUGUCUAUCAGUUGGCAAAUAGAUCAAAUGUGGAAUACAGUGGAAUACAAUUCAGCAAUAAAAGGAAUGAAUUAUUGAUAGAUGCAACAAAAUUGAUGAAUCUCAAAUUAGUUAAUACUGACUGAAAGAAGCCACAUUCAAAAGGCUACAUACUGGGUGGUUCCAGUCAUUUUACAUUCUGGAAAAUGCAAAACUAUAAGGAUAGAAAAUAAAUCAUUGAGUGCCUUGGGUUGAGAAGGGAGUGGAUUUUCUAGAAAGAGACCUGACAGAACUUCUUGCAGUAAAGGAAAUGUUCUCUCUUUGUGUUUACUUAAAUGUUAAGUUUUACUGAAUGUAAAUUAUAAAUUAUACCUCAAUAAACCUGGCUUUUUAAAACAUGUUUAUUUUGAGAGGGAUAGAGGGGUAGAGAGCAUGCAUGCAUGUGUGAGAGCCAUCCAGGAGCAGAGAGGGAGGGAGGGAGAGAAUCCCAAACAGGCUCUGUGCUCUUAGUGCAGAUCCAAUGCAGGGCUAGAUCCCAUGAACCGUGAGAUCAUGACCUGAGCUGAAACCAAGAAUCAGAUGCUUAACCAGCUGAGCCAUCCUGGUAUCUUGUAAAUACAUAUUUAAUUCUUCCCCAAGAAGACAGUAUUGUAAAGAUGUUGAGUUUCUUUAACUUACAGUUAGAAUGUUAUCUGAAUAUCCAAUGACUUUUUUUAAAGAAAGAAAAGAUUGGACUAAGUUAAUUACUUUUUUGGCCUGGGAACUUCUUUACGUUCUUAUUGAGGACUCCAAAGAACUUUUGUUGAUGUUAUUGUUUUAUAUCUGUUAAUAUUUAUUAUAUUAGAAAUCAAAACAAAUCUUAUGUAAAGUGUUUUUUAAUGUUUACUUAUUUAUUUUGAGAGAGAGAGAGAGAGAGGAAGGGGCAGAGAGAGAGAAGAAGAGAAUCCCAAGCAGGCUCUGCGCCAUCAGCUCAUAGCUCCAUAUGGGGCCUGACCUCAUGAACCGUGAGAUCAUGACCCGAGUUGAAACCAAGAGUUGGAUGCUUAACUGACUAAGCCAAUCAGGUGCCCCGAAUGAAAUAUUUGGAACACAGAAAUACACAGUACACAUUCUAUUAAGCGUCAGAGUAAUGAUGUCAUCACGUCAUAAAGCUUCUGAAAAACUUAUGAGUGAAAGUGAAAAAUAGCAUAGGUAGUAUCUUAGUAAUAUUAUGAAAAUAGUUCUCAUGAAAAGCAUUUUUUCACAUAUGAUAUUGUCAAAUACGGAAAAGUUUGAACCAGUUUUGAGUUUAAUGAUGGUGGUGGGCAACUUCCUCAUACAUGCUGGUGUACAUUGGUUCAGCAUUUUAGAGAGUACUUUGAUUCUCAGAAUUUUAAAUGCACGUGCUUUAGACCUUUAGGUUACACUGUUUAGAAUUCAUUAAUGGAUAUAACUGAAUGUGUGCAAAUACAUGAAGGAGAAUAUUGGUUAAAGCAUUAUUUGUGAUAAGAAAUUUGUGAUAAGAGACAAACCUAAUUGUCGUUAAUGUUUAGUGUCUAGUUGUUGUAUAAAAAUUACUUUAUUAAAAAUAAUUUAUAGGCAUUGAAAUGGAAAGUUGUCCAGAGUUGAAGCAGAAGUGCAGAACUGAGUGUAUAAUUUCCCCAUCCAUGUACAAUAAAAACCAGAAGGAUAUGUGUAUACUUGUAUAACCAGUUUUUGAAAGGAUAUGCAGAGAACCUGAUGGUGGUUACCUUUAAGAGGAAGUACAUUUCCAUUUUUCUGUUUAUGCCCUUUCGUAGUGUUCAUUUUUUUAAAAAUGUGAGCUAUUUAUUUAUUUAAAAUUUAUUUAUUUUGAGAGAGAGAGAGAGAGCAUGUGUGCGUGCACAAGUUGGGGAGGGGCAGAGAGAGAGAAUCCCAAGCAGGCUCUGUGCUGGCAUUGCAGGAGCCUGCUUGUGCACUGCCAGCACAUAGCCUGAAGUGAGGCUUAAACUUACAAACUGUGAGAUCAUGACCUGAGCUGAAAUCAAGAGUCGGACACCCAACCAAUUGAGCUGCCCCAAGCCUUUUUAUAAUUUGAAAGGCACAAGUGCACUGUAAGGAUGAUAGAAAUUAUUAGUUUGAGUGUUGAAAUCAUUUGUGAGUUCUCAGAUUCCACCAUUUAACAGGAAAAGAAAGAAAAAACAGGUGCUGGCAUUUCUCAUGUCUGUUUACUUUUGCAGAGCAGUUGCUCUAAUCAAAUAGGACUUCUUGAUAUUCUUCAUCAGUUGUACUUUCUAACAUCUGUGCCUUUUUCUUUGUACUCUUCUCUGUUUUGUGUGUCUUUCUCUUUUAACUUCAACUGCUGAAAUCCUAUCUAUCCUUUACAGCCUAACUGAAACACCAUCUUCUCUAUGAAGCUAUCCCUCAUCACUUUAGUCAGAAGAGAUCUUUUUUUGAACCUUUGGAACUAUUUAUAGCCAUUUCUUCAUUACACAAAUAUCAGAUGUGAGCUAUAUAUGGGCCAGACAGCGGGAGUAUGCUUUCAUCUUUUUUCUCUUCACCUUAUAAGGUAAUAUCCCCAUUGUGCACAUAAGGAAACCGAGGCUCACAGAAGUUUAGUAUUUUUUCUACGUCGUCAUACUAAGAAGUAAAUUUGAAAAGAGAGCUUCAAGGCCAGCACUCUUCUCUGGACUUGCUUCUUAAGUCUCUUUAAUAAACAGAAAAAUCAUGACCACCCCAGGAAAAGAGAACUUUCGCCUGAAAAGUUACAAAAAUAAGUCCCUGAAUCCUGAUGAGAUGCGCAGGAGGAGGGAGGAAGAGGGACUGCAGUUACGCAAGCAGAAAAGAGAAGAGCAGUUAUUCAAGCGAAGAAAUGUUGCUACAGCAGAGGAAGAAACAGAAGAAGAAGUUAUGUCAGAUGGAGGCUUCCAUGAGGCUCAGAUUAAUAACAUGGAGAUGGCACCAGGUGGUGUAAUUACUUCUGACAUGAUUGAAAUGAUAUUUUCCAAUAGCCCAGAGCAACAGCUUUCAGCAACACAGAAAUUCAGAAAACUGCUUUCAAAAGAACCUAAUCCUCCUAUUGAUGAAGUCAUCAGCACACCGGGAGUAGUGGCCAGGUUUGUGGAGUUCCUCAAACGAAAAGAGAAUUGUACACUGCAGUUUGAAUCAGCUUGGGUACUGACAAAUAUUGCUUCAGGAAAUUCUCUUCAGACCCGGAUUGUGAUUCAGGCAGGAGCUGUGCCCAUCUUCAUAGAGUUGCUCAGCUCAGAGUUUGAAGAUGUCCAGGAGCAGGCAGUCUGGGCUCUUGGCAACAUUGCUGGAGAUAGUACCAUGUGCAGGGACUAUGUCUUAGACUGCAAUAUUCUCCCCCCUCUUUUGCAGUUAUUUUCAAAGCAAAACCGCCUGACCAUGACGCGGAAUGCAGUAUGGGCUUUGUCUAAUCUCUGUAGAGGGAAAAGUCCACCUCCAGAGUUUGCAAAGGUUUCCCCCUGCCUGAAUGUGCUUUCCUGGUUGCUAUUUGUCAGUGACACUGAUGUACUGGCUGAUGCCUGCUGGGCCCUCUCAUAUCUAUCUGAUGGACCCAAUGAUAAAAUUCAAGCUGUCAUUGAUGCAGGAGUCUGUAGGAGACUUGUGGAGUUGUUGAUGCAUAAUGAUUAUAAAGUGGUUUCUCCUGCUUUGCGGGCUGUGGGAAACAUUGUCACAGGCGAUGAUAUUCAGACCCAGGUAAUUUUGAAUUGCUCAGCUCUGCAGAGUUUAUUGCAUUUGCUGAGUAGCCCAAAGGAAUCUAUCAAAAAGGAAGCAUGUUGGACAAUAUCUAAUAUCACAGCUGGAAAUAGAGCACAGAUCCAGACUGUGAUAGAUGCCAACAUUUUCCCAGCCCUCAUUAGUAUAUUACAAACUGCUGAGUUUCGGACAAGGAAAGAAGCAGCUUGGGCCAUCACAAAUGCAACUUCUGGAGGAUCAGCUGAACAGAUCAAGUACCUCGUAGAACUCGGUUGUAUCAAACCACUUUGUGAUCUCCUCACAGUCAUGGACUCUAAGAUUGUACAGGUUGCCCUAAAUGGUUUGGAAAAUAUCCUGAGGCUUGGAGAACAAGAAGCCAAAAGGAAUGGCACUGGCAUUAACCCUUACUGUGCUUUGAUUGAAGAAGCCUAUGGUCUGGAUAAAAUUGAGUUCUUACAGAGUCAUGAAAACCAGGAGAUCUACCAGAAGGCCUUUGAUCUUAUUGAGCAUUACUUCGGGACCGAGGAUGAGGACAGCAGCAUUGCACCCCAGGUUGACCUUAGCCAGCAGCAGUACAUCUUCCAGCAGUGUGAGGCUCCUAUGGAAGGUUUCCAGCUUUGAAGCAAUACUCUGCUUUCAUGUUCCUGUGUCAGACCAGGCUACCCAGUCAAGUCCUCUUGUGGAGCCCACAGUCCUCAUGGAGCUAACUUCUCAAAUGUUUUCCAUAAUACUGUUUGCGCUCAUUUGCUUGCCUUGCGCACCUGCUCUCUUACACACAUCUGGAAAACCUCUGGCUCUCUGUGGUGGAAUACCCUUCUAAUAAAAAGGGUAACCAGAACGGCCCACUCUCUUAUGGAAAAUCCCUAGGCUUUGGAGAUCUGCACUUAAAUAUUAUAAGAGUCUGGGAACAUACACAUAUUAAUGUGGCUCCCUUUCUUUGUGGGGGAAAAAGAGGACUCCUCCUCAUUCCCUUUAAAGUGGGGAAAAACACUGAUAUUAAAAGAUGAGACUAAAUCUUUAUCUUGAAUUUCACACAACUACUUGCAACAAGGGAGAUGUUUAGACCUGUUGUGUACACUUCAGAGUACUUUUCAUGAGUUCUUCCACAGUGAACCCUUGGAUUACCUGGUGGCUUUUCUAGCCAAAUUUGCAUUAAUCCUUACUGAGACUGGAUGGUUUUCUUUCCUCUAUUGGCGCCAUUCUUCACAGAUAUUAAACCAUCCGCUCCCUCACCUUCAGCCUUCAGUGAAUGUGCUUUCUAGUUGUCAGGAAUGCUGAAGAAUUUAACACUUUGACUCUUAAAUGUGAUACUGGUUUGAAGAUUCCCUUAGAGCAGAAAGGAGAGGGCCACAUAUUAAUUUGUAUGGCUAUCGCUUCUCUUUGGACUUAAGUGUCUUAGGAUUUGGAAGUGGUUCAAUUCUAAUGCUGGUAUGAAGAUCUAGAAUCCUUAGUAAUCGAAACAAUAUCCUAUCAUUCAAUAAAAUAAAAAACAAAAAAAAAUCCCUCCAGUUUUCCCAAACUCAACCAGUGUGACUAGAGGCUGUGUUUCUGCAUUAAAACAAAUGUUUCAGGCUUUGUGGUCCUGAUGAAGGUCCUCAUUAAAUUGGAAGUUCACCUUAGGUGCUUUUCCUCUCUGUGACUGGCAGAUAACACAUAAUUUUUUUUUAAAGGUAACCUAGGGAAAUUUUUUUCUUAGGUGCAGCUUGAUUCUAACGUAUUCAUGCUGCAUUAUAUGAUACCUUUAAUGUAGCAUCCUUAUCUUAAAUAACCACCUUCUCAACAUGACUUGUUCAACACAAAUAAGGGCAGUGAUUUUUUUUUUUUAAUAACCUCAUUGUUCCCUAUUCAUUUCAUCUCCUACUAGUACUGCCCAGUCAAGUCCCCCCAUAAAAUAAAAAGUUUUUCUACCUUCUGGCUCAUUUAAUGAUAACUGCAAUGUACCUGCAACUGGCGCUUCCAGUACUGUCUUCAGUGAUCCACAUUUGUGCUUGGACUGGAAUGAAAAAAUAAGCUUAAUUGCCAAGAGAACUGCAACUGAGUUCAAUACGACUUCUUGGUGCUAGAUGGCCAUCUUGACUCAAUGUUUGGACACACUAUCAGGAGAAGAUUUUUUUGUUACGCUGUUCAAAAUGAAUUCUGAAGGAAAAGUCUCUCACUUCCGUUUCAGAGACUACCCUUUUAAACCUCUUUAAUCUUAUCCUCUUCUAGAAUUCAUUAUAACCCCAAAAUGUAACUAUCUGGAAGUUCCCCUGACAGGCUAUUCUACAUCUCUGGUAAAUCCUGCUGAACAUUAGGGAUAUUCAGAGCUUUCAUACCUCAUCAUGUUGUUAUUUAAGCAGCCAACUUAUGUGACCUGAUUUAAACUUUAAAAAAUCCACUUCAAAGUAGAAAGAUACAAAGACAAAAGGACAUUUAUCAGCCAAGCGUGUGACGCAUUCUUCACAUCUAGUCUGUAGUUGUGUCUGUGCUCUGGAUGGAUACCGUCUGAUGUCUGUUACUGAUGGAACAGCCACUGCAAAACUAGUCAAUUCCCAUCUAUAACUUACUUUUUCUAGUGCUGCUUUGUGCUGAAAGGACAUUUUAGUUUACUGCACUUGACCUGUAAAAGACUUUGAUUCUUUGUAAUUUUAGGGACAAAUUAGGUGGUUAAUUUAAAGAAAAACUUUCAAUUUUGCCUUUACAUCACAUUAAAAUAUAACUUCUUUCAGAAGGGUAAUAGAAGCACUGAUUCAUAGUAAAAAUCUUGUUUUUAGCUUUGACUUUUUUUGUGGCUGAGUUUUUUAAACUGUACAUCACUGGUAACAUGUCAUUUCUCUAGGAUGUUUUAAAUCAUAUACCUUCUGUUGGAUAAUUUAAAAAUUCUCAUUUUGAUAUUGGAUGGAAAAAAGAUAAAGCACACAAAAUUGUUUCCCCAGAUUAGUAAGAACAGCAUCCAUUGGGAGUUUUUGCCAUUGCAGGUGUCUUCAGUGAAUGAAUUAAAGUCCAUUUAACUAC